GGUUCCCAGAUGUUACGACUUGUCGUAACAUUUUGGAAAAAGUGCUGAUUUUUGCAAAUUGGUGUGAAAUGUGUGCUGAUUUUGCAUGUGUGCUGAAAUUGUGCUGAUUUUUGCCAAUUUUGUGCUGAUUUUUGAUAAAUAUGUGCUGAUUUUUCUUGGGAUAACGUACUUUCAUGAAAAUAGGCGGUAUUUUUACGUUUUUUUGGUGGCAGCAUGGAGUGGAUAGAGGGAAAAAGGGAAAAAAGGAGAGAAAAUGGGAAAACAAACAAAGAGGCAAGCAUGCAAGCAAAUGAAGCUCAAAGAAAAUGGCGUCUAUUUAACCGGUCGAAACGUUACUAAGUUUUUUAUUAGUUUUUUAAAAGUUACCUGUCCAGAGUUUAUUUCUUGUUAAAUUCGUUAUAAGUUCGAUGUCCAUGUCUUGCCAUGGAUGAAGAGGAAGAGGCCUUUACUCACCUGGUUUUCUUCGCAGAGGAAGGAGAUGAAUCAAGACCCAGAGAAACUGAAGCCGAGCAAGAAGGAGGGGACGAUUCAGAACCUACGAUCAUAACUGUUCAAGCAGAUGUUCAUGAACCACCAGAAACCAGCAUAGAAGUUAAGGAAAGAAAGUAUGAUUCCAACAAAACCUCAAAAACUAAAGACAAGAUGGAGGAUCUCGGAAACGUUCAUCCAAAAAUAACCACGAAGGAGACAAAGGAUUGCGAUGACCCAGAAAUAAUGCCUGCUCCACUUCCAGAGAGCUCCAGUACAAAGAUUCCUGCUCCACGUCCAGGGAGCUCCAGUACAAAGAUUCCUUCUCCACGUCCAGGGAGCUCCAGUACAAAGAUUCCUUCUCCACGUCCAGGGAGCUCCAGUACAAAGAUUCCUUCUCCACGUCCAGGGAGCUCCAGUACAAAGAUUCCUGCUCCACGUCCAGGGAGCUCCAGUACAAAGAUUCCUUCUCCACGUCCAGGGAGCUCCAGUACAAAGAUUCCUGCUCCACUUCCAGGGAGCUCCAGUACAAAGAAACUUGGAAUCACAUCAGCAGCAAAAAAAUUCACCAAGACGACGUCGAAGCCUAAAAUACAGACCACUAUGAAGUCCUUUACUUUCUCAACAUCUUCUCCUUCCUCUUCCAAACUCUCUUGUUCUUCUCCAGUGAAUUCAGCUAACUCCCAAAAAGGAACUGAAAGUAAGAGGAAAAAUCCCUUUGAUGAUUCUCAAGAUGACAUCAUCAAAGCUAUCAAUCUUGACGAAGACACACCUGAUACACCUCCUUUGACAGUAAGAAGUCACCCAAGUAAAAUUCCAAAAUUGGAUGGAAAAAAGGUGGACAAACCUGCGUCCCAUGAGCCUCUAAAAGAUAAUUCUCCAGAAAACCAACCUGAGAUGAGCGAGACCGAUAAGGAAAGAAUAUCUUCCCCUCCUAUUUCGAACGAAGGUGUUAAUCCAGAAGAAUUUGAUACUCUGUCACCAUCAGAAGAGACACCCCUGCCGAAUGAAAGCGAAGAGGAACUUGUUGCAGAAAGUAGCAGUGAAGAAGAAAGUUCAGAGGGUGACAGCUCAGUCGAUUCUAAUGAUUCCAACUCAACAAUUCGGAAUAGAUCCAAGAGAAAGAAACGCAAAACAAAGAAACAAUCUAGAACAAAGAAACGCAAAGGUAUUCGACACAAAUAUCGAAGUGCCUGGGAGGCAGAUGACAGAUUUAAGGACUGGAUAAGGAAAAGUAGCAAAGGUCAAAGGCAUUUUUAUUGUCUACCCUGCAAUCAGCAUUACUCAUGUCAAGGAGGGACCUCUGUUGUUGACAAGCAUGAUAAAAGUGCCAAACAUUGCAGCAAUUUGGAGUCGAUCAAGAAUGUAGCUGACGUUUUUCCAACAAAGAAAAAGAUUGACACCUCUUCCAAAGAACGUAAGAUAAAAGAGGCUGAGAUCCGAAUGUGUUUGUUUAUGGGCGAGCAUAAUAUUUCAUUUAAUUCUGCUGACCAUUUGGUUUCACUGAUAAAGGCAGUAGCUCCAGUCGCUAAUGAAAUGACCUGUAACAGAACGAAGUGCACCCAAAUAUUGAAAAAUGUCAUUGCCACAGACACUGUCGAAUCUCUGAUCGAACAACUCAAAGCAGAUGACUUUGCACUCAUCCUUGACGAGAGUACUGAUCGCACCGACAAGAAGAACCUCGGGCUUGUUACUCGAUAUGUUACGAAAGACUUGCGGGUGAUUGACCAGUUCCUUGCUCUCCUCCCUUGUCCAGAUGCUACAGCUGCAGGUCUCCACAAAACCAUAACUGAUUAUUUCAAAGAAAAUGAUAUUCCUUACCGCAAAAACAUGGUUGGUCUGGGGUCCGAUGGGCCAAAUGUGAUGACAGGAGUUCACAAAGGUCUACAUAAGUUGUUCAAAGAUGAAAUUCCUCAUUUAUUUUCACUCAAAUGUACUUGUCAUUCCUUAGCAAUUGUCGCUAGCAAUGCCUGUGAAGAGCUGCCCAAGGAAGUAGAGGCUCUUUUAAGGGAAGCAUAUGGCUACCUGCAGCACAGCUGUAAGCGGCUAAUUAAAGUCAAAGAAUUCCAAGACUUUGUGGGGGUGAAACCGCACAAGAUUUUAAAAUUUUUUGAUGUCAGAUGGCUGUCCCUUGAAAGGUGUGUAGAUCGAUUCCUCGAGCAGUGGUCUGCUUUAAGGUUGUUUUUUCAGUCUGAAGUUCUUGAAGAGAAGUCAGAAGCAGCCAAACCUAUUCUGCAAAAAUUUAACGCCGUCAACAAACUUUAUCUCAUGUUUCUCAAAUCUACUUUGCCUCUGUUAACUGACUUAAACUUAGAAUUUCAAUCCGAAAGGCCAAAAGUUCACAAAAUUUACUCCUCUGUUACCACUUUAUACGAAUUAAUUUUAUCUUUUUACAUGAAGCCAGAACAUCUGGCAAAAAAUGACGUUGAAACUUAUAAAUACAAAGACCCUCAAUACUUUAAACCACUGAAAGACAUUUUUGUAGGCGGAGAAGCCAAUGCCGCCUUAAGCAAUCAGUACAAAAAUCUUCCCUCAGACCUCCUACAGGGAUUUAGAACAAAAUGUCUAAAUUUUUAUGUCAAGCUCUGCUCUGAGAUCCAAAGGGUUUUCCCGUUUAACUCCAAUGAAAUGAAGGUCUCCAAGUCCUUUAGCUUCUUGAAACCACAAAACAUCCAAGGCAUAAACUCAAUUUCCUCUGCAGCCUCAUUUACUUUUACGAACCACCUGAACAUCGAUUUCACCAAAAUAGACUUAGAAUUUUUGAAGCUAAAGCGACUUGAAGUCUUCAAUGAGGAGAAAUUUCAUGAGAUGCCAUUGUUGGCAUUCUGGCAAAAAGUUGCUCUGCUAAAAAAAGGCGAUAACUCUGAAGCAUUCCCCUUAAUUAAUAAACUUGUACGCUACAUUCUCACCUUGCCUCACUCUAGCGCAGCAGUGGAGCGUAUAUUCAGUGCAGUUAAUCUAAAUGUUACCAAAUUAAGAAAUCAGCUCGAUACCGACACAACAGAUGCCAUAAUUCAAGCCAAAGCCUAUAUCAAAAUAAACCAGGCAGCUUGUUAUAAUGUACCUGUUCCAAUUUCGAUGAUAGACAGACACAACAAAAAUAUGUAUGACCCAAAAGUUCCAUGAGUACAGAUUUCAAACUCAAGACUCAUAAUAAUCAAAUGUAAAUUUGAUCUCUGUCUGUUUAUUUUGUUCAUUGUUUGUGUUUAAAAUAAGUUACCAGUUUACUUGUGCAAAUUUCCUAGCUGCAACAUUCCUUCAGUAUUAAGUCUAUUAUUCUAAGGCCUUGUCUUCACGGGAUGUUUCCUUGGAUCUGAUCCAAGUUCGCAUCCCAGAAAUGAAACUUCUGUGCUUUUUCCUCGUUAUACUAAUCAUCAAAAUUUCUUCUUCUCCCUGAGUCGCUCUCAAGAGUCCAUAAGAACUGUACUUGGUACUGUAAUUAGUAUUGACAGACUCAAUGUUUUUCCCCACCUUCGCAAGUGAAAUUUUCCCUCAGAAAAAUCCCAUCAAGCAUCCCUUGGAGACAAAGCCGAAGUGCAAGUUCCUUGAAGAAUGACACUUGAAUAUUCAAGUAUACUUAAUCUCUUUUGCUCUCAAGGUUCCUUGAUUACUGAUCCUCAUGACUAGUCUUUAUUUAAUUUUUGGGUGUCAAACAAAUUAGUGACUCAUUUUUAUGUAUUAAAUAAUCCAAUGAAUCAUUUUUGCAUGGUUGCAACCAGACUUAAGGUGGUGAGAACAAUUAAAGGCAAAGAGCAUUGCAACGCCCCUUCGCAAUCUCAUAUCGUAUUUUGGUCCUCACGGCCUCCCUCUAGACGACACACCAGAUUUAAUCAAUGUAAAGAAGUAUUUUCUUAGGUCUGGUUUUUUGUCUUUAUUGUGCUCAGGAUAAUUUAUGAAUUUAUUUAUCCUAAGUCCAUACGUAAGACUAACUCGUACAAAGUUUUGACAAAGUUUGUACAAAGACUGUGAUGUUAAUGCCUUCCAUUCUCAAGUCAUGUAAAUAGCUGUUUGCUUAGGUCUAGGUUUUUUUUCCUUCAUUGUGUUCAAAAUAAUUUACAAAUUUAUUUAUCCUAAGUCAUACGUAACACUACAUCCUAGUACCAAGUUUUGGGUUCCAAGCACAAGUGCCCUAAAGGAUGUUACUCAAGUCACUGAUUGUAAGUCCUUUUGUGCUCAAAGUUCAUUGAAAAAUUAUUCCGAAGCUUUUCUGCGUCUCUUUUAAUAGCAAUGAAACUUUUAAGUCGUUGACAAUUACAAAGCAAUCUCUUUCACUGUGAUGUUAAUGCCUUUCAUUCUCAAGUUAUGUAAAUAGCUGUUUGCUUAGGUCUAGGUUUUUUUUCCUUUAUUGUGUUCAAAAUAAUUUACAAAUUUAUUUAUCCUAAGUCAUACGUAACACUACAUCCUAGUACCGAGUUUUGGGUUCCAAGCACAAGUGCCCUAAAGGAUGUUACUCAAGUCACUGAUUGUAAGUCCUUUUGUGCUCAAAGUUCAUUGAAAAAUUAUUCCGAAGCUUUUCUGCGUCUCUUUUGAUAGCAUUGAAACUUUUAAGUCGUUGACAAUUACAAAGCAAUCUCUUUCACUGUGAUGUUAAUGCCUUUCAUUCUCAAGUUAUGUAAAUAGCUGUUUGCUUAGGUCUAGGUUUUUUUUCCUUUAUUGUGUUCAAAAUAAUUUACAAAUUUAUUUAUCCUAAGUCAUACGUAACACUACAUCCUAGUACCGAGUUUUGGGUUCCAAGCACAAGUGCCCUAAAGGAUGUUACUCAAGUCACUGAUUGUAAGUCCUUUUGUGCUCAAAGUUCAUUGAAAAAUUAUUCCGAAGCUUUUCUGCGUCUCUUUUGAUAGCAUUGAAACUUUUAAGUCGUUGACAAUUACAAAGCAAUCUCUUUCACUGUGAUGUUAAUGCC
Molecule: messenger RNA, 5371 nt
Organism: Bemisia tabaci
Lineage: Eukaryota; Metazoa; Arthropoda; Insecta; Hemiptera; Aleyrodidae
Source: RefSeq, a predicted model, not a curated record